AUGGAGGCGGCAGCAAGCGGGGGCUGCGGCUCUGGACCGCCGCUGCUGCUGAGCGAGGGCGAGCAGCAGUGCUACUCUGAGCUCUUCGCGCGCUGCGCCGGCGCCGCAGGCGGGGGCCCCGGGUCCGGGCCCCCUGAGGCCGCCAGGGCCGCCCCCGGCGCGGCCACCGCAGCCUCGGGCCCCGUGGCCGACCUGUUCCGGGCAUCUCAGCUGCCCGCCGAGACGCUGCACCAGAUCACAGAACUCUGUGGUGCCAAGCGGGUUGGUUAUUUUGGUCCAACGCAGUUUUACGUUGCCCUGAAAUUAAUUGCUGCAGCACAGUCUGGCCUCCCCGUGCGGAUAGAGAGUAUUAAAUGUGAACUGCCGCUGCCUCGCUUUAUGAUGUCAAAAACUGAUGCUGAGAUCCGGUUUGGGAACAUGGCUGAGCUGCAUGGAACUAAAGUUCAGAUUCCAUAUUUAAUCACAGAAAAAAAUACCUUCAAAAGAAUGGAGGAUGAGGAUAAACAGCAGGAAACGCAGUCUCCCACGAUGUCACCCCUCGCCUCCCCUCCUUCUUCCCCGCCUCAUUACCAGAGGGUGCCCUUGAGCCAUGGCUACAGCAAACUGCGGAGCAGCACGGAGCAGAUGCAUCCAGCUCCUUAUGAAGCUAGACAGCCCCUUGUCCAGCCUGAGGGACCCUCGUUGGGGGGCCCAGGAGCCAAACCCCUUCGGCAUCAGGCUUCCCUUAUCCGGUCCUUUUCAGUGGAGAGAGAACUGCAGGAUAACAACAGUAGUUACCCAGACGAACCCUGGAGGAUAACGGAAGAGCAGCGAGAAUAUUAUGUCAACCAGUUCCGGUCCCUUCAGCCUGAUCCGAGUUCCUUCAUUUCAGGUUCUGUGGCCAAGAACUUCUUCACCAAAUCAAAGCUUUCCAUUCCAGAACUCUCCUAUAUAUGGGAACUGAGCGAUGCUGACUGCGAUGGAGCCCUGAGCCUGCCGGAGUUCUGUGCUGCGUUUCAUCUCAUUGUGGCCCGGAAGAACGGCUACCCACUGCCUGAGGGCCUGCCUCCAACUCUGCAGCCGGAGUACCUGCAAGCAGCCUUUCCUAAGCCCAAGUGGGAGUGUGCGUUAUUUGAUUCUUACUCUGAGUCAAUACCAGCAAACCAACAAGCCCGUGACUUGAAUCGGAUGGAGAAGCUAUCUGUGAAAGACAUGGCCGAGUUUCCUGUCCCUACCCAAGAUGUGACUGGUGAUGACAAACAAGCUUUGAAGAGUGCUACGGAUGAAGCCUUACCAAAGGAUAUGUCCGAGGAUUCAGCCACUCCUAAGGAUUCCAACAGUCUCAAAGCAAGACCAAGAUCCAGAUCCUACUCUAGCACCUCCAUAGAGGAGACCAUGAAGAGGGGCGAGGACCCUCCCACCCCGCCACCGCGGCCACAGAAAACGCAUUCCAGAGCCUCCUCCUUGGAUCUGAAUAAAGUCUUCCAGCCCAGUGUGCCAGCUUCUAAGUCAGGAUUGUUACCUCCACCACCCGCGCUUCCUCCGAGACCUUGUCCAUCGCAGUCUGAACAAGCGUCUGAGGCCGAGUUACACCCCCAGCUGAACAGAGCCCCUUCCCAAGCUGCGGAAAGUAGUCCAACAAAGAAGGACAUACCGUAUUCUCAGCCCCCAUCAAAGCCCAUCCGUAGAAAAUUCCGACCUGAAAAUCAAGCUACAGAAAAUCAAGAGCCUACUACUGCUGUAGGCGGGCCAGCUUCUGUAGCAACCGUGAAACCCCAUCCAACAGUCCAAAAACAGUCUUCCAAACAGAAGAAGGCUAUUCAAACUGCUAUCCGCAAAAAUAAAGAGGCAAAUGCAGUGCUGGCCCGGUUGAACAGUGAACUCCAGCAGCAGCUCAAGGAGGUUCAUCAAGAACGGAUUGCAUUGGAAAACCAACUGGAACAACUUCGUCCAGUCACUGUGUUGUGACCCCCAAGAUUCAAGUAACAGUGGGUGACCUUUCCUGCCAAGAUCUUUCCUUUGAAUGUUUCAACGCAGCUACUUGUCGUAGAUGUCUGAGACUGUGUCAAAAGCUCUUAGCAGCGGAAUAUAAUCCAUAUCACCUUUUCUCCUAUGCUUCACGUGUACGUUUUACUGUGGUGGAAAAAGUACAACUGAUUAUCACACUUGAAAUUGUAACUAUCAGUGGAAUUUACCCCCCAUUCUUAAGUACUGCCUCAAGGUGUUAGAUGUUGCUCCUUACCCCAAACCAAUCUUCUAGCAAAUAAAAACAAUUUAGAGCAUUACUUAUUUAAAGAAUUUAUGACUUGUACAAAACCUUGUAAUCCAGUACCUUCAGGAUGCUUGUUUUAUUUUCGUAUGUAUAUCAUAUACAGUAGAUUGGUUUCCUGAAUAAUUGUGAUUCCAGCUGGAUAGUCUUUGGCAUGAUGAUAAUAAAAACAAAAAGUAGAAGAAAACAAAAGCAUUAGCUUUAGACUGGCGCUGUGCCCUCCACCACUAUAUGCCAAAAAUUGCUUCUCGAGUGCCAUCUUGAUAUUAUAUCUAGCUAUAAAUAAUACAUGACUGUUGUUUUCUAUUGAAUGGCAAAGACUUAUUCAGUCUUUACACCUCUGUAAAGUAGUAGUUCUGUCCAUGAUCUAUUUAACUUGGCCCAGCUAAGCCGUCAACCCAGACAACUCAGCCCUUUCAUGUAGAUUUUUGGGCAAGAACAAUCUGCCUGAACUGCCUUGCCCGAUCAAAUUAAAUAAAUAGUUGCCAGAUCUCUACUUUUAUCCUGCAUGGGUUAACAUAGCUGUAAAUGCAUGAAUUUGGAAACCACCCAUCAAAUGUGAACGGCUGAUGAGACUGUUUGGACUGAUAAAUAUUUGUUGUUUGAACCCAGGUAUUCAAACUAGGGAAGAAGGGGCAAUGGUUGUUACCAGUAAUCCAACAAUCUCUGGUAGUUAUUUUUGUCUUUGUUAUUUUAACCCGGAUCGUGAGUGUAUUGGGUAUGAAGAAAUAAUGAAAGAAAGGCGAGCCUCACACUGGAUAUAUGACUAUUUUGUUCUCUGUGAAGUGUACCCUUGGGAAGGGAUUGGUUUAUGUGCAGUUCAGAGGCGCCCAACCGACUCCAGCGUAAGUGAUGUAAAACAGUAAGCUCAAAUUGCAGAAGCCAGUACUCUAUAGAAAUUUACAUAGCCUCUGCUUCUCCUGUAAGCUCAAGUUGAAAGUGGGAAUUGAUCGACCCUCCCAGGUAUCCGGCCUCGCCAGCUUUAACAUCACUUCAGGAGACGGAUGGCAAGACAUGCGGUCUCUUGUGCAUUUUGCUAAUUUACCGAUUCUUAGGAUAGAGGGGUGGGGUGUGCUCGGGUCCUUUCUGAAGUGGUUUAGGAUAGGUUUGCGGUAUGCGGGACUAAGCCUUUGAUUUCAAUAGAGUUGACUGCUUUUAGAAGAAGUAGGCUUUUAUUUUUAAUGCUUUCUUACUCCAUUAAGCUUUAUAAAUAGCUUAAUGGCAGAAGAGAAACGCUCAAACAGAUGAUGUUUUUCCAAAAAAACCCAAAUUGUUGAUUCUGUUCUGUGCAUAUUAAAGGAUUCUGAAUUGCUUGGAUUUUGAAAAUCACAGGACUUGAACUAUUUCUAUCGUCCCCCUUUCCUUCCCUUUUGGCUGCCUUUUUUGUCCCUGUGGGAGGGGUUCAGAGUCAGUUUAAACCCUUCCUAAGAUUAUGAAUGGGUGAGUGCACAUUUUUUAGGUAACCUCUUUUCACUUGUUCUGAGAUCUGGGGGCUGCAACACAUUUUAUCAACAGUGUCCUUGUCACAGACGUUUCAUAUCAUGUCUGCCUUUUGUUCCAUUCAAUCCAGGAAAGACUAGCGUAUGCACUUCAUCUCAUAGUCUUCCAGGACAUGUGCACACACUCCAGAUAGUACUUCAUAUCCAUUAAGUAGACAUAUAAACGAAAGAAUGUUAGUCUAUGUUAUGCAUUUUAAAAAUAUUGACAUGUUUUUCUCCCAUCAAGCCAAGGCCAGAGUGAGCCAAAUUAGGAGGUUGGGGUUUUGUUUAGUUAGCUUGGUUUUCAUUAAAGGAAAAAACUUGCAUUGGACAAUCAAAGCCUCAUGCGUGGCACAGUCUAACCAGUAAUUUAGCAUAGGCAUUGCAUUAAAGCCCACACCAAUAAUAUCUCCACCCCACCUUCUUGACCGGACCUAAGAGUGACCACAGUUUCUUAGUUGCCUAGAAGAGG
Molecule: messenger RNA, 4198 nt
Organism: Kogia breviceps (pygmy sperm whale)
Lineage: Eukaryota; Metazoa; Chordata; Mammalia; Artiodactyla; Physeteridae
Gene: REPS2
Product: RALBP1 associated Eps domain containing 2
Biological process (GO): endosomal transport; clathrin-dependent synaptic vesicle endocytosis
Cellular component (GO): plasma membrane; cytoplasm; intracellular vesicle
Molecular function (GO): calcium ion binding; protein binding; molecular adaptor activity
Source: RefSeq, a predicted model, not a curated record